GCUCCAAUCCACCCGAAACAAACCCGGAGAAGAGCAAAACUUCAAUAGAGCCGAUUGUACGGCACAUGCAAAUCCUUGUGUGGAGAGUAUACAGAGGAGAAGAAGAUGAUGGAGGAUUCGGCCAAUAAAUCUCGGACCUUUCCGGUGGAUCCGACUCUGCCGAGAUGGGUCUGCCAGAACUGCCGCCACAACCUAUGCAUCGUCGGCGUCGACUCCUACGCCGACAAGUUCUACUCCGACUCCUCUCGCUCUGGAAUGCAGGGAUCUUUGAUCCAUGGGGCUGGCAGUGUGUUGGGUUCAACGCAUAUGGACCAUUCAUUUGUUGUGUUGCCAAAGCAGAGAAACCAGGCACAGGGGGUCCCUCCUCGUCCUCGAGGCGGAGCUGUCCAGCCUGAUGUAAGCCAGUCUGGAAAGGCAAUGGAAGAGUCUUUUGUGAUGCUGCCUCCAGCACCUGCUUCAGUGUACAAGUGUGAGUCUGCAGCUGAGGGUUCUGGGACCCACUUACCAUCGCCUGAAGGAGGUCCGAGUGGUCAUUUACAGCCCAACAAUUCUGGGUUUCACACAACUAUAACUGUUCUGAAGCGUGCCUUUGAUAUUGCCACAACCCAGAUACAGGUUGAGCAACCUUUAUGCCUUGAAUGCAUGAGGGUGCUGUCUGAUAAACUUGACAAGGAGGUUGAAGAUGUGAAUAGGGACAUCCAAGCAUAUGAAGCUUGUCUCCAACGUUUGGAGGGAGAGGCACGAGAUGUUCUUAGUGAAGCUGAUUUUCUCAAGGAGAAAUUAAAGAUUGAAGAAGAAGAACGGAAACUGGAAGCAGCUAUUGAAGAAACUGAGAAACAGUGUGCCCAAGUAAAUGCUGAAAUGAAGGAAUUAGAGUUAAAAUCUAGCCGCUUUAAAGAAUUGGAGGAGAGGUACUGGCACGAGUUCAACAAUUUCCAGUUUCAGUUGACUUCACAUCAGGAAGAGAGAGAUGCAAUUCUGGCCAAGAUUGAAGUGUCACAGGCACAUCUAGAGUUGUUGAAGAGAACUAAUGUACUGAAUGAUGCCUUCCCCAUUUGGCAUGAUGGAGAAUUUGGAACAAUUAACAAUUUUCGGCUUGGACGACUUCCUAAAAUUCCAGUUGAAUGGGAUGAGAUAAAUGCUGCCUGGGGCCAAGCUUGCCUUCUUCUCCAUACAAUGGUUCAAUAUUUCCGACCAAAGUUCCAAUACCGAAUAAAAAUAAUUCCUAUGGGAAGUUACCCUCGGAUUACGGACAGCAACAACAGUACUUAUGAACUGUUUGGUCCUGUGAACUUGUUUUGGAGCACACGCUAUGACAAAGCAAUGACGUUAUUCUUGACAUGCCUUAAGGACUUUGCUGAUUUUGCCAAUUCCAAGGAUCAAGAGAACAACAUUCCACCAGAGAAAUGUUUCAAGCUGCCUUAUAAGAUUGAGAACGACAAAGUGGAAAACUACUCCAUCACUCAGAGCUUCAACAAGCAGGAGAAUUGGACCAAAGCUCUCAAAUACACCCUCUGCAAUUUGAAGUGGGCUCUUUAUUGGUUUGUUGGAAAUACAAAUUUCCAGCCCCUUUCUGCAAUGGUCUCGUCACCUGAAGUUUCAGCUGUAGGCUCUUUGUACACAAAACGCAUUGCUGACUCCAAAUCCGAAGCUCGGAACUCAUCAAGCCCAUGAUACAGAAAAGUACAUUGUGAGCAACACAUUGAUGUAAAUAGAAAAAAACGUGAGUAACAGUUGUCUUGUGGAUUCCAUGUCUGUCUAAAGAAAAGAGUUGUCAUUGGAGUCCAUAUUAUUUGUCAUGCUGUCUCAUAUUGUUUCUCUGGACCUUUCAGAUGGUGAAAAACAGCAAUUGUAGAGAAUAUACUCAUUUUUCUUAAUACAUAGAAAGGUCAUUUCUA
Molecule: messenger RNA, 1898 nt
Organism: Vitis vinifera (wine grape)
Lineage: Eukaryota; Viridiplantae; Streptophyta; Magnoliopsida; Vitales; Vitaceae
Product: beclin-1-like protein
Exons: 10
Coding region: 106-1674 (522 amino acids)
Biological process (GO): late endosome to vacuole transport; autophagosome assembly; cellular response to nitrogen starvation
Cellular component (GO): phosphatidylinositol 3-kinase complex, class III, type II; phagophore assembly site; phosphatidylinositol 3-kinase complex, class III, type I
Source: RefSeq, a predicted model, not a curated record